This is a messenger RNA of Lichtheimia ornata, 408 nucleotides long. RefSeq lists its product as uncharacterized. Gene Ontology annotation, molecular function: nucleic acid binding. NCBI's taxonomy places the organism in Eukaryota, Fungi, Mucoromycota, Mucoromycetes, Mucorales, Lichtheimiaceae. The transcript has 2 exons. The coding region runs from base 1 to 408 and encodes 135 amino acids. The record is from RefSeq and is a predicted model, not a curated record.
AUGUGCAUGGUGAAGUACGUAGCUGGGAUGAUUGCUGUUGACACCGCUUUGUUUGCAUGCCGCAUUCGCAAACAUCGAACGACACAAAUGAGUCCAUUUUUCAUGGUGUAUGGUCAAGACCCCAAGUUACCUGGUGAUCCAUUGCGUCCUCUUAUUACUGCUGAUGAACCACAAGAUGAUCCCCAAGCACAUGUUUCAGGAUUACACAGCAUGAAUGGUGACUUAAUACAAGUCUUGGGUGCACUGAUCGUUUACGUCCAUUCAUCAACAAGGCCGAUGGUAAUCACGACGUGGUACGAUCCCACUGCUACGAGAGCACGUUGGCGCCAACUUGCCGAUGCUGCCAACAUUGUUAUUUCCGUGUUGGUCGAGGGCGACCAAGAUUUUCGGGAGGGGUAUUUGUCGUAG